UUUCGAUUUAUUGUGAACAUGGUAAUUUAAACAUAACCUACAUAAAAUCGUCGUAAACUGAUUGUAUUGAAAAUAGUUCCUUCAUAUAUAGUUUAGAAAUUUUAUGUUAUAUUAUUAUAAAGUGAAAAAUGCAGGAAACAUCUACUGUAAAGAGCAUGAUUAACAAUCGAAACCGUGAUUGUUUGGGCUGUAGAAUUUUCAGUGGCUGCGGUCUUAUUGGGUCCGGCUUAUAUGUUGCAUACCAUUCAAAAAAAUUCCAGAAAUGGACUGGAAAAACGACAAUGUACACAAUUGGAAGCGCUUUAAUGCUGCUUGGCACUGCACGAGUUUUGGACCUCCCUCCAUUUCGCAAACAAUUUAACCAUGGAUAACUCGUAAAUGAAUAUUUAUUCAACUUUCAUUACUUAUACAAAUGUUUUGAUAUCAUUUUGUUAUCUGUUUUUAUAUUUUUACUAUAACUGUGAAAUAUAGAUACAGAUAUAGUUAUUUGAAAAA
Bombus pyrosoma is the source of this 495-nucleotide messenger RNA. RefSeq lists its product as uncharacterized. The coding region runs from base 129 to 371 and encodes 80 amino acids. The record is from RefSeq and is a predicted model, not a curated record. The transcript is spliced from 2 exons. NCBI's taxonomy places the organism in Eukaryota, Metazoa, Arthropoda, Insecta, Hymenoptera, Apidae.